UCAAAUUUGACGGGACGUCAGGUCAGUCAUUACAGUAAACAAACUUUUUUCAACUUUUUGUUUCAACUUUUUAAGUUUUUAUGAAAUUAAAAUGGUUUUUAUAUUAUAUAAGUCUUCUGUGAUCAUUUUAUUAUUUAUUUGCCAACAUCUAAGUUUACAAAAUGAAAUCAACAUUUACGGUCCAGGGUUGCAGCCUAAGAAAAUUGUCAUGCCGGCAAGAUACUUUUUUGUGAAUUUUACUUCAUAUAAUGGGAAGUAUUCUUCUACACUUUCUAAUGACUUUGCUGUAGAAAUUGAAGGAACAUCAAUUAAAAAGAGUCAUUGUAGGAUUUGGGUGAACAAAUUGGACAGAAAGGAUGGUACAUUUAUUGUAAGAUAUAAGGUUUACGAUACUUGCCUCGAUUUAAAUAUUAGUCUCUAUUACAAAAGUAAACAUAUAAGUGGAUCCCCUUUUAACUUUAAGGGUCCUGUACAACCUGAUCAAUGUGAUUGUCCCCACCAGCAUUUCGAGACUUGGUUAAAAGAAUAUGGCUGUCCAUCAACUUACGAACAAAUUGAACAUGAUCUUAAUAGAUAUCAAGAUCUGGACAUGAAAGAUCAGGUCAAGAAAAUUAUAAAAAAAUAUCAUAAACCAGAAAGCACAAGUUUUUGCCACUAUGCAGUAAACAAAAAUCAAAUAUAUAGAAAGUGCUAUGGAAAACAUGUAGGAUUUAAUAUGUUUUCUGACAAUAUUCUUCUGUUUCUCUCACGCAAAGUAAUAUUACCUAACAUGGAGUUGGUGGUUAACCUAGGUGACUGGCCUUUGGUCCAUAAAACUACUCAACCUUUCCCUAUUUUUUCAUGGUGUGGUAGUGACGACACUGUUGAUAUAUUAAUGCCAACUUAUGAUAUAACGGAAUCUACUAUAGAAAAUAUGGGCCGAGUUACAUUAGAUAUACUAUCAGUGCAGGGUAGUAUUGUACACAAUUGGUCAGAAAGAGAAGAAAAAGCUGUGUGGCGCGGAAGGGAUUCUAGAUUGGAACGUUUAAAACUAAUAGACAUAGCCCGUGCUAAUCCUAGCCUAUUUAAUGCUUCCCUCACCAAUUUCUUUUUCUUUAAAGACAAAGAAGCCGAAUAUGGACCCAAGCAACCUCACAUAUCUUUCUUUAAAUUUUUUGAUUACAAAUACCAGAUAAAUGUGGAUGGGACAGUGGCAGCUUAUAGACUUCCAUAUCUGCUUGCUGGUGGAGGAAUGGUUUUGAAGCAAGACUCUCCUUAUUAUGAACAUUUCUAUAACCAACUCCGUGCUUGGGAGCAUUACGUGCCAGUAUUUAGAGACCUGUCGGAUUUAAAAGAGCGCGUAUUAUGGGCGCGUAAGCACGAUGACGCAGCUCGUACUAUAGCUCAAAAUGCACAGAAAUUCGCAAAUGAAAAUUUGUUGCCGCAGCACAUUAUUUGCUAUCAUGCAGUUUUAUUCUCUAAAUGGAGUAAGAAAAUCAAAAGUGAAGUUACGAUUAAUGAUGAUAUGACGCACGUUCCCCAACAGAAAUUUUCCUGUCAUUGUGAUACUAAAGAAAUUCCAGACCACAUAGAAUUAUAAGCAUAUCACUUUAUUCCGAGCCGAGCCUGUGGUACCGGUAUAUGACCAGUAGGAAAUGAAAAUUUCUGUUUGUUACAGUGCGUUUUUAGUUUAUUUUACUAGUCAUUCCAGAAUAUACUGUGUAAUCUCAUCAUCAUUAACAGCCUAUCUUAGUCCACUGCUGGACAUAGGCCUCUCCAAUUGCACGCCACUGUGAUCCAUCUUGGGCUACUCGCAUCCAGCUCCAGCAAUCUCAUACUUUUUUUAAUCGUGGUAAUAAUGUAUAUUUUUUUAAAGGCUUUUUAUACCAAAAAACCUCGACUAAAAUGAUAAGAAUAACAUUGUUCAUACGAAUAAGAAUAUAAAUUUAAUAAUAAAAAACUGAAAACACCCAA
Chilo suppressalis (striped riceborer) is the source of this 1953-nucleotide messenger RNA. The record is from the annotation of a GenBank genome assembly. NCBI's taxonomy places the organism in Eukaryota, Metazoa, Arthropoda, Insecta, Lepidoptera, Crambidae.